Molecule: messenger RNA, 1171 nt
Organism: Pogona vitticeps (central bearded dragon)
Lineage: Eukaryota; Metazoa; Chordata; Lepidosauria; Squamata; Agamidae
Source: RefSeq, a predicted model, not a curated record
CCAUCUCAGAUUUUAACCCCAUAGUUUUAGGGGAUGAUAUGCUUGAUAAUGGCAGCGAUGAAAACAAGGCUUAAAAACAAGUUAAGAGAUGUGUUCCAUUGGACACAAUCCCUAUAAGAAUCGAAAUCCAAGGGUGCUAUGCAGAUUAUGCUGUCUUCAUUUCUUUCUCCCACCACUGCAGACAAAAGGCGAGAGAUUAAUUACAGACACCAUGGCCAGCAUGUAAACAAAUCUGCAAACGUUGCCAUAUUUAUGACAGCAACUAUAACCAUUGUUGUCACCAAUUUCUCCUUACAGAAAAAGGUGGAUCUCAUGGCCUACACAGUUUUUUUCUGUAUCCUGGUGGUUGUUACCAUAGUGAUUAAUAUUGCCACUCUCCUUUUCCUGACUUUCAGAUAUAUACACUGGGUCCACGUGCUUUAUUCAGCCAUUUCUGCCAUUGCCUUCACCCUGUUUCUUGCACGUGAUACCCAGUUGCUACUGGGAAACAAAACCUCUGCAGUCACUCUUAUGGGCUACAUUUAUGCAGUCAUCUCAAUUUUUACAGAUAUAAUCUUCAUCUUUUUCUACAUCUACAGCCUGGCAGUAGGAAUUAGGGACUAGUCCUUCUAUCUAGGGUCAAAAUUAUUCCAUAGCAGGUAUGGGGAGACAGUUUUCCAAUCAGAAGAUUCUUUUCCCUUCUCGCUUUGCCAGUACAUGAAUCUGGUGUUUGCCAGGAUCUUAUAAUAGAUAUGGAUGAUAUAUAAGCUUCUGCAGAGCAUUGUAUUCUGAUAUUGAUGUCAUACACAUAUGGAAAUAAAAUAUUGUAUAAAACUUUUCAUCCUUGAAUUGCAUGGACACAAUCCAGAGAAAGUUACUUAUGUUCAGGUCUUACUGAAACAACAAAUCUAAGCCCCACUGGUUUCAGAAGGAGUGGCAUGAUGAGAUUUUUCUGGAUUAGGGUGUUAUGUUUUAAAAUUCUUCUACAACAUAUGCAUCCAGGAAAUAUACUGUCUUUGCAGUAAAGGCCAAACAAAUUAGCUGUAAUUACAAAUCAAUUAACAUAAAAGUGGCUGGAGGGACUGCAUGAGUAGGUAAGGGGAGUGGGUAAAGGUACACUCUUGCUUCGAAUCAGGAUUAGGACCCUGGGCCUUGGAUACCUGAAGGACCACCUCCUUCCAUAUGAGCCUAC